This is a messenger RNA of Balaenoptera ricei (Rice's whale), 939 nucleotides long. Its product is annotated as olfactory receptor 5B12-like. Gene Ontology annotation, cellular component: membrane. Gene Ontology annotation, molecular function: G protein-coupled receptor activity; olfactory receptor activity; odorant binding. The record is from RefSeq and is a predicted model, not a curated record. Gene Ontology annotation, biological process: sensory perception of smell; G protein-coupled receptor signaling pathway. NCBI's taxonomy places the organism in Eukaryota, Metazoa, Chordata, Mammalia, Artiodactyla, Balaenopteridae.
UCCAUGGAAAACACUACAGAGGUGACUGAGUUCAUCCUUGUGGGGUUGGCUGAUGACCCAGAAGUGCAGAUUCCACUCUUUAUCAUCUUCUCUCUCAUCUACCUCAUCACUGUAGCUGAGAACCUGGGGAUGAUUGAGUUGGUUCUGUUGGACUCUCUUCUCCACACUCCCAUGUACUUUUUCCUCAGUCACCUCUCUCUGAUGGACUUUGGUUACUCCUCAGGUCCCAAGGUGAUAGCAGGAUUCCUCACAGAAGACAAAAUCAUCUCCUACAAUGCUUGUGUCACCCAGUUCUUCUUUGCAGUCUUUAUCAUUGCAGAAAGUUACGUCUUAGCCUCAGUGGCCUAUGACGGCUAUGCAGUAGUGUGCACACCCCUGCAUUACACCACCACCAUGACGACUAAUGUGUGUGCAUGUCUGGGCAUAGGCUGCUACUUCUGUGGUUUCCUGAAUGCCUCCAUCCGCACUGGGAACAUUGUCAGGCUCUCCUUCUGUAGGUCCAAUGUGGUCGAUCGCUUCUUCUGUGACGUUCUUCCUCUCCUGGCUCUCUCAUGCUCAGACAACUACAUCAGUGACAUGGUUAUUUUCUUUGUGGUGGGUUUCAAUGCCCUCUUUUCUAUCCUGGUAAUCUUGAUCUCCUACCUGUUUAUAUUUAUCACCAUUCUGAGGAUGCGCUCAUCUGAAGGAUGCCAAAAGGCCUUUUCCACCUGUGCUUCCCACCUCACUGCCGUCUCCAUCUUCUGUGGGACAGGCAUUUUCAUGUACUUACAGCCCAGCUCCAGCUAUUCCAUGGGCACAGACGAAAUGGCCUCUGUGUUGUACACCAUGGUCGUCCCCAUGCUGAAUCCAUUGGUCUACAGCUUGAGGAACAAAGGGGUCAAGAGUGUCUUUAAAAAGGCUGUGGGGAAGACAAAGUCUUCUAGAGAAUUUGUAUUUUAA